Molecule: messenger RNA, 2868 nt
Organism: Conger conger (European conger)
Lineage: Eukaryota; Metazoa; Chordata; Actinopteri; Anguilliformes; Congridae
Product: ELMO domain-containing protein 1-like
Exons: 11
Coding region: 460-1443 (327 amino acids)
Molecular function (GO): GTPase activator activity
Source: RefSeq, a predicted model, not a curated record
GUCUGGUUGCAGCACCGAACAGUUCUGUGGGUAGUAGCCUACUGUAGCGGUGCAAUGCUAUGCAGUGGGUGGCUUUCAGUGACACUUAACAUGGAGGAAUAACAGGUAGCCUACCUGCUGUCGAGGGAACAACACAACGCAUUCGGAAUUGUGGCUGCAUCUUCAAUCCGUUGCGUAUUUUUAAACCUAUUUGCAGUCAGAAUCGAUAAUUUCUUACAUGCUCUUGCACAUUUUUGGAGACGAAAACACGAGACUUAUUUUCAGCGGAAUAACAGACUCUCGAAUUAACCUGCUGUGCAGUGCUGGGGUGCUAAUUAAGCAAUGAAAUUUGUACUGACAAAGAUAUUUGUUCCUGUGUUCACGCGUGUGCCAAAUGAUUCCUAGAAGCAAAGAAGUCUAACCACCCUGGACUAGAACGUCAUUUUCAUUUCAUAGAAGAAACAAAGAGCAAGAGAAAACAUGAAGCAUUUCCUGAGGGCACUGACCCAGUUCUUUGGGUUCCUGUAUUGCAAAUGUCUGUGGCGGACCCUGAAAUUUGUGACCCGGAAGGUCACAGGGCGAUGUGAGCUACAACGGAUCUGCUACAGCAGCAAACCAGGAGCCCGCAGGACCCUUAAGAUCGAAUCCUCUCUCAAAUUCUCCAAGAGUAAGCUCUUGCAGUCUGCAGUGAGUGUUCAUCCCGAUUGUGUGGAAAAGGUCAUCGAUGACAUUAUGACCCUGAAGAAGAUCAAGUCUGACACAAACCCACAGCUUGGUGUAUCUCUCCAGGCCAGUCUUCUUCAGAUUGCGGGCUACAGGAGUCUUCUUGGGGAGGUGGAGAAACUGAGAAGAGAGCCGUAUGACUCUGAGAACCCUGAGCAUGAAGACAUGUUGCUGAAGCUGUGGAAGACACUACGCCCUGAUGCCCCUCUGACUGGGCGCAUAACUAAACAGUGGUGUGAAAUUGGUUUCCAAGGCAGCAAUCCCAGGACUGACUUCAGAGGCAUGGGACUGCUGGGCCUACAGAACCUGCUAUAUUUUGCAGAACAUGACAAAUCCGCAGCCCUGCAGAUGCUCCAGGACUCUCUUCAACCGAGGCACAGCAACAUGAGCAAGGCAGAGUGGGAGAAGACGACGUUGGACAAAGCGAUAGGGUAUUCCUUUGCCAUCGUUGGCAUCAACAUCACAGACCUGGUGUUCUCUCUGCUGGCUAGCGGGGCCUUGAAGACCCACCUGUACAACGUUGCCCCAGAGACGCCUAGUCUCACGCACUUUCAGCAGACUUUCUGUUACCUCAUGCAGGAGUUCCACAAGUUCUGGGUGGAACAGGACCCCUGUGACAUCAUGGAGUUCAACCGCAUCCGCAACACAUUCCACAAAAAGGUCCUGAAGCAGCUGAACAAUCCCAACAUGACCUUAUGUCCCCACUUUGCCGCUUCUGACCUUCUCCUGGUCAACCUGUAGUCACCUCUGACUCCUGGUCUCUCCUCGCUUGCCAGCUGUAUAACAUCACUGCCAAAUAUUCUCCCCUAUCCCACAUACCAUCUCACUCAUAUUACCAUCACCGCCAUGCUCACAGUCCACAGUGCCAGCAGCACCACUGACGACCAGGCUGGUUGUAUGCAUGACACUGCUGAAACACUGAAAUCAGAAGGGCCAAUCGUAUAGUAUAUUCAUCAGUCAGUAGAGCCAAUCACACAGCACAGCCAGUCUUGGUCAACCAAACUACAUGCUACAAGCCAUUCAAGCUUUUUAUUGUCCUACAAGAGGAUAGCCGUCGUUUGUUAAUGCAUUACAAAACAAUGUUAUCUAAUAUUUGUAUGCAUUGAUUUAUCUUUAUACUGUAUAUUACUGGUGAUAAUUGAGAGAAGGGAUAAGUAGUAUUUUCCAGUGGUAAAAUAUGUAAUAUUUUUAAUGAAUGUACUGAAAAAUCUAUGAUUGUUUAUGUCUUAUGGGAAAUUGUCUAAGGUUUUUUGUUUUAAUUGCCAAAACAAUAAUUCCAGGGUUUGUCUGGUCAUUGUGAUUAUCAGUGCACAUGUAAAUGCUGUUUCUUGCCUUUGGUAUGAAAUUGUACCUGGACAUUGGUGGUCACAUUUCAUAGUUGUGAUGUGAAGGAAUGGCCAUCAUCACUGGCACCAUUUCUUUGCACCAUACUAAGUGUUUGUGCUGAGUCAUUAUUUCAAGACAGUUUUUCUUAUUGUACAACUUUCUUCUUACAUUCACUGGGCAUUUUAUUAUAUUUGCAUGUUUUUCUUUCUUAUAUCUUUAUUUGUGUACAAGCUUCUGGUGUUUGGAAAAUAUGAAUAUGUGAGUUUUAUUGGACUUAAGUUGAUCUAUAGCUAUUGAAUUCUUGGUGAUAACAAUCAAACCAUGGCUGUAUUGCGCACUCAAUUUCUAUGUCAUACAUAGCACUAUGUUUUAGGAAAGCAAUGUAGAAGCUAACACUUUGCUGGAAUGUAUCAUUGUGUGUAAAAUGCUGAUUGGGUGUGACAUAAGUGCAUUAAGGGCCUUGCUUCUUCUUAGCAGUGUUGUACAGUGAUACUCCAGUAUAAACAUCAGUCUGUUUAUAAAAAUGUUAGUCUAUGUACAUCUGGUAUAAAUCAUUGUGUUUUUGUACAUUAGCAAAUAGUUUGAUCAAAGCAUUGUUCCUUAAAUGUGCAAUAACAAUAUUGAUUUUUGUAGUUUGAACACCUUUAUAAUAUGGCUCUUGUAUUAUAAAUUGUAUAUAUUGCAAUCUAUGACAACACCUUGUUUGCUUUUCCUGGAUGUAUGUAAACAAGAUGUACUCUAUGUGCAUUUGCUUGUGUAAUGUCCUCUAGAAACUCUACGGUGAGAAACGAUGCUUGUAAUUUAUACAAAAUGUAUAAUAUAAUAAAAGAUUUUACUAAA